Messenger RNA from Lathyrus oleraceus (garden pea), 1038 nucleotides. RefSeq lists its product as uncharacterized. The transcript has 2 exons. Bases 1 to 1038 code for a protein of 345 amino acids. NCBI's taxonomy places the organism in Eukaryota, Viridiplantae, Streptophyta, Magnoliopsida, Fabales, Fabaceae. The record is from RefSeq and is a predicted model, not a curated record.
AUGACUGCCAUUUGCAACUUCCUCAUGAAGAGUCCAGUGCCUACCCUUCUUGCUGAUGUGUUCUAUUAUCUGACUUGGAGAAAUGCAAAUAAGGGAGGAAUGGUUGCUUGUUGCGCCCCUCUAUUGUACACAUGGUUGCAAACCCAUCUUCCAAAUAAGGGUCCCUUUAUGGAUCAAGAGGAUGCUAGUUGGCCCCAGAGGUUGGGAUCACUCCGAUCCAACGAUAUUUCCUGGUACUCUAGGGAGUGUGAUGGUACAGAAAUCAUAUCCAGUUGUGGGGACUUCCCCAACAUACCACUCAUUGGUACUCGAGGUUGCAUUAAUGCUAAUCCAGUCUUAUACAUGAGACAACUUGGGUACCCAAUGGAGGGACCUUCUGAGGAGAAGUUUUUGGAAGCUUUUUUGCUACAUGACCUAGGAGUUGAGAAUCUGGCUUUGUUUGCAAGGAUCAAGAAGGCAUGGGAAAAGGUCAACAGGAAAGGUACGGUUGACCCAGGAAAGAAGAACUGUAUCACCAAAGAGCCAUACUUUCAAUGGAUAAAAGAAAGAGUAAGAUCAAUCAAGAUGCCUUUCAAAAUAGAGACGUCUAGUCUUCUUCCCGAGCCUAAACCUACUCAUGUCCCAAUUGAGGAGGCAGAAGGACUCCGAGAUUCUUUAGAGAAACUUACAAAGGAAAAUGAAGAGUUGUUGAAGAACCUACACGUGGUCACUAAUGAAAAGAAUGAGUUUAAAUGGAAACUUGAGAGGAAUAAAACGCAGCUUCAGGCUGAGAGGGGUUGUCGUGAAAAAGAGAAAUGGUGGAAGCUCUCCACAAAACAAAAGAAGGAGAUAAGAGAGACACUUGAGGUUGAGAUAGCCGACCUCAGUGCUUCACUUUGUGAAUCAAAAGAAAGGGCAGAAAGAGAACGCCGUAGUAAAGAGAGUGCUUUGGCUGCUGCUCAGAUUACACCUGAUAUGUGGAAAGGAAAGUGCCAAGAGGCUGAGAAUGCUAAUGAGUGGGAGCGAUACUGGAGAGGCCGAUAUGAUUCUUUGCUAUGA